Molecule: messenger RNA, 573 nt
Organism: Protopolystoma xenopodis
Lineage: Eukaryota; Metazoa; Platyhelminthes; Monogenea; Polystomatidea; Polystomatidae
Source: the annotation of a GenBank genome assembly
AUGGCUAUAAAUUCGACAGUUGGCGGCCGGGUUCUUUUUUCUCUCAAGCCGCAGAUAGUGGCCACUCGCUUUAAUCGAUUCUAUUGGGCCUCUAGGCAACCAGAACAAACGACAGCUGAGGAAUGGGCCUGCAAGACGGUGAAAAAGUGGCAACAGGAGCUUUCUCAACAGCUAACAUCCUCUAAUGCUUCCAGUGACCUCUGGCCUUCCCAGCUUCAUCGCAUGGCUAGUGAGUUGCCAGUUCCAUUACCACCACCCUGGCCACUUCGGUCCUUCCGUCGAUCUUGUGCAUCACUGGAUUCUGCAAACAGAGACACUUCUCCUGAUUUGCUAGAUCCUGGCUACCGUCUUUUAGAUAUUGUCCGCUGUCCGACGAUGAUUCGUCUAUUGCGCAGCCUUCUUGAUAUAGGUCUUACCCAAUCAUCCUCACCUUCCUGGUGGUCGGAUACCUUGUUCGAUUUCGUCCUUCAUCUGAUCGGAGUUGCACUUUAUGAGGAGAAAGUGGAAGCUCUGUGGGGUAUUGGGCAGUUGCUAAUAUGCGCUUUCCAACUUCAACAGCAAGAUGACGAUUGA